GAGACGUACUCCUAUUACGGCCCGCUCAACUAUCUGACGUGGAACGUCGGCUACCACAACGAGCACCACGACUUCCCGUACAUACCCUGGUCCCGGCUGCCGGAGCUGCGGCGGAUCGCGCCCGAGUUUUACGACAACCUCGCCGUGUGCGAGUCGUGGGUGGGCGUCAUCUGGGACUACAUCAUGCGCGACGACGUCGGGCCGUACAACCGCGUCAAGCGGCCGAUGCCAAAGGAGGAGUGA
This is a messenger RNA of Emiliania huxleyi CCMP1516, 243 nucleotides long. RefSeq lists its product as hypothetical. Gene Ontology annotation, molecular function: sphingolipid delta-4 desaturase activity. The record is from RefSeq and is a predicted model, not a curated record. The transcript has a single exon. Gene Ontology annotation, biological process: ceramide biosynthetic process. The annotation marks the transcript as partial. NCBI's taxonomy places the organism in Eukaryota, Haptophyta, Isochrysidales, Noelaerhabdaceae.